AUGGGUCAAUCAUCCACAACUUGUAAUAACGGAGAUUCCGAUCUGAAUCUCAUUGGAGAUGAAGAGGAACACCUCGUAUCUAGAGGCAAAUCAGGCAAGCGAAAAGAUCGUAUGAGAAGUGUUUCAUCUUCUCCCAACAAUAACCAAAACACCAGCAACCACUCAAACCCCUCCUCAGAAUUAUCAUCCAUGACAACUCAACAAACAAUAUCACCAUUCAUCGAUGAAAAAUCUAAGUGGUCGAACGAUCCCUCGUGGAGAGAUGAUCUGAUAAAUUUAGCGUAUGGAGUGAAGAAGCAAUCGACUAGUUCGAAUGUGAAAAUUCGAUUGUUUGACAAGGUGGCUGUGAGUGUUGUGGCCACUGCCAUUUGUUCCUUUCUUGACAUUCGAAGUGUUAUUUAUUUAAUGCAGGGAACUAAUCGUGAAAUAUAUGACCAGAUUCGAAAGUCAAUCACACACUUUUAUUAUAUUCCAAUGUUACCAGAAGAAGAGGAGGAGGAACAAUUAGAUGAUAGUUAUUUCCCUGAAGAUUAUCAAAAACCAAAACAACCACCAAAGCAAAAACCAAAAAUUUUAUUUCCUCCCAAACACGCCAAUUCUUGGUUUUGGGAACCAAUAUUAGCUCAAUUCCCUAAUUUACAACAAGUUAGAAUUCCUCAGUUGUAUAUUUUAACUCAUUAUUUUGAUCUUGAUGGAUAUUUGAAAACAUUGAAGAAUUUACAGAAUUUUAAUAACACAUGUCUAGACCACAAGUAUUUGAAAACAUUCCCAAGUUAUUCCAAAAUAACUCUCAAUCAAGAUUACACAUCAUUAUUGGAAAGCGACACUUUUGAAUUGAUAGAAUCAUACAGACAUGUUCACACGCUUCAAUUACAUUGCGUGAAAAACGUCACAAAUGCCAUGCUGAAUCGGUUCUUACAACACUUCCCUAAUUUAAAAUCGUUGUCCAUUACAACAUGCCAAUUUGUGUCUCAAAUAUCUACACCACCACUUCAAAGGCCAAUACUUCCCUACCUUGUAGAUCCAUCAUGCACCAUUGAUUUUACUGGACUCAUCACCACUCACCUUGAAGAACUUUCAAUUUUGUGUAAUCAGAGUAUUUAUGAUGUCAACACCAUCCUACAUGCUGCAGAACAAGGAAAGUGUCCAAAGCUUGUUCGAUUCAGAUACAGUUCAACGACCAAUGUAAAUGGAGCUCUGCAAUUAGAUGCUCUACUUUCAAAAAGUAGUCAUUAA
Messenger RNA from Naegleria lovaniensis, 1236 nucleotides. RefSeq lists its product as uncharacterized. The record is from RefSeq and is a predicted model, not a curated record. NCBI's taxonomy places the organism in Eukaryota, Heterolobosea, Eutetramitea, Acrasida, Naegleriidae. The coding region runs from base 1 to 1236 and encodes 411 amino acids. The transcript has a single exon.